Molecule: messenger RNA, 447 nt
Organism: Didymodactylos carnosus
Lineage: Eukaryota; Metazoa; Rotifera; Eurotatoria; Philodinida; Philodinidae
Source: the annotation of a GenBank genome assembly
AUGGAAGACUGGGUCCAUCUAUUAAAAUUUGUAUGUAUACCAAAAUUGCAAAAUUUGAAAGAUGGGGCUAAAAUUAUUCAAGAAUUGAUUAAAUCAAUCGAAACAAGCUUUCGAGCGGAAACGUAUCGUAAACAACUCGUAAUGGAAUUAAGAAAUCGAGCUGAUUUAUUGCCUCCUCACAUUCAGAUGUUCAUACCUGCGGAGUGUCGGCGUCACAAUGAAAAGAAGACAAAAGCACUGUAUAAUCCAACACGGAUCAACAAUGUACGGGAACAUCGUUCUCAACAGCAGAGUAUGUAUAAACGUAACGAUUGUAAUACGUGGCCACCGGUAAAUUCGAAUCAAACAACAGUUGGUUCAACAAUAACAAAUGGAUCGAGUUGGGUUGUAAUUAAACAUCUACAAAGUGAUUUUGAAAAAAUGAAAUUGGAACACGAAAGGAAAUAA